Molecule: messenger RNA, 2621 nt
Organism: Podarcis muralis (Common wall lizard)
Lineage: Eukaryota; Metazoa; Chordata; Lepidosauria; Squamata; Lacertidae
Source: RefSeq, a predicted model, not a curated record
AUGAGUCACCUGCUCAUCUACUUCACCCAGGAGGCACUGUCAGCUGUGAACUUUAUCACUCAAGCACCACUUCGAGCAACUGGAUCAUAUGCAGCAGAUACCACGAUGGGGGCUAAUUCAAGUUCACCUGAGGGCUUAGCAAAUAAUCGAAAUUUGGCAAGACCGCACAAAGAAGAAACUCCUUUCAGACUCCUCACAAUAAGAAUACUGAGAGCCAGGAAUAUCCAGAAGGCAGAUAUUUUUACUGAAUCUGAUUGCUACGUGUGUCUAUCCUUGCCAACUGCUACAAGUGAAAAAGUCCGGACCAUAACUGUUUCCAACAGUAAAAAUCCAGUGUGGAAUCAAUCCUUUUGCUACAGGAUUGACAGCCGUGUAAAGAAUAUUCUGGAGCUAAAAGUCUGUGAUGAAGAUACAUUCACCAAAGAUGACCACCUUUUCACAGUUCUCUUUGAUGUCGGUAAACUGCAAACUGGGCGAACUAGUCGUGUGAACUUCAACUUGAAUCCAGCGACACAGGAAGAGUUGGAGGUAGAGUUCACAUUACAGCCCAUCCCAGAUGAUCCUGAAAACAUCAUUACAAAUGGAACUUUGGUGUCACGAGAAGUUUCAUGUUUGGAAGUUACAGUGGAUAUUGAGAAGCUGAAGGAACAAUACACAGGUGAGGUCAUUGCAUCUUUAACUUAAGGUGAUCUGACAUUAACAAUAAAGGGUUCCUAUGAGGAAACACAGAAGAUUCCACUGGCUCCAGACACCAGACUUAGUAACAGAACUGUCAUUCAGUUCCACUGUAUCAAGAAUCAUCAGUCAAAUUUGGAGAUCAUACUACCUAAGAAGAUGCAGUGGUCAAAGCUGGCUUCAUUUAAAGGAAACUCAGAAAGUAACAUCUCUGUGGUUUUACCUUUGGAUGAGCUUCCCAUAGAAAAGACAAUAACAUUAAGAAAGGACACAACGUUUGAUCUGCAUGUGAAGGCAAAAGACUGGUCAAAGGAUUUAGAUGUCCGCCUGGCCUACGACUUGUGUGCCGAAGAACAAAAUUUCCUUACCAAGAGAAGGAAAUAUGUUGCUACAGCUGUGAAGAAGAUUCUCCAAUUAAAGGAAAAGCUGCAGGAUGAUGAGUUGCCUGUGGUGGCAAUCAUGACAACAGGUGGUGGGACUAGGUCAUUUGCAGCAAUGUAUGGAAGCCUUCUGGGUCUGCAGAAACUGAAUCUCUUAGACUGCAUUACGUAUCUCACAGGCUUGUCUGGCACAACAUGGACUAUGGGAAAUUUGUAUGAAGAUGCUGAUUGGUCCCAGAAAUACCUGGAGGAAGCCAUUCUCAAAGCCCGGAAGCAAGUGACAAAGUCCAAGCUUAACUCCUUUUCCAUGGAUAAACUGAAGUAUUAUUAUAAUGAACUGAAACAAAGAAGCGAAGAAGGACACAACACUUCAUUCAUAGACCUCUGGGGGCUUGUCAUUGAAUCCAUGUUACAUGAUGAGAAAGACAAUAGUACAAUCUCAGGUCAGCGAAUGGCUGUGAAUGAGGGUCAGAAUCCCUUGCCCAUUUAUUUGACUGUCAACCUUAAAGACCAGUACAGUGCUCAAGAUUAUAAAGAGUGGCUGGAGUUCACACCUUACGAAGUGGGGAACUUCAAAUAUGGAGCCUACACCCAUUCAGAAGAUUUUGGUAGUGAGUACUUCAUGGGACGACUGAUGAAGAAGCUUCCAGAAAGUCGAAUCUGCUUCAUGCAAGGAAUGUGGAGCAGCAUAUUUUCCAUGGAUUUCAUGUAUUUCUGGAAUUUGGCUCAUAAUUCUGAAGACUUUUGGAGCAGGUGGACAAAAGACAAAGUAGAAGACAUUGAUGCUUCUCUUUCGCCCUCAGGACCACGAGAUCUGGAAACCCGCAAAAUCACCCCCCAGGGCCAGCUAUCUUAUGGUCUCCGAGAUGUCUUAACAGGACGCCCAACAAUAGCAGAAUAUCCCAAUUUCCUGAAAGGCUUCCAGUUUCAUGAGGAAUACUUGAAGAAUGAGCACUUUUCUGCGUGGAAAGAUACUGUGGUGGAUGAUUACCCUAACCAGCUAAUGGAAACAGCAGAGCAUGCUCUGUCUCUGGUGGAUACUGGAUUUUUCAUCAAUACCAGCUACCCACCCCUUCUGAGACCUGAGAGAAAAGUGGAUCUUAUACUGCAUUUAAAUUACACUGGGGGCUCACAGACCUUGAAUUUGGACCAGUUUUCCACUUAUAUUGCUAAGCUCGGAAUCCCAUUUCCCAACAUGGAGCUCAGUGAGGAAGACAAGAAGAACCUGAAGGAGUGCUAUUGGUUUGAAGAUACAGAUAACGCAGCAGCUCCUAUCGUGCUCUUUUUCCCACUGACAAACGAUACUUUCAGAAAAUACAAAGAACCUGGUGUGGAACGCAGCCCCACAGAUAUGGAAGAAGGCAAUGUGGAUGUCUCUAGCUUUCACUCCCCAUUUGCUACAAGAGAGGUGACCUUUUCAGAGGAGAAUUUUGACAGAUUGGUGAAACUGACUGAAUAUAACAUCCUGAACAAUGAGAACAAGAUUGUCGAAGCCUUGUGUGUAGCUGUGGAGCGGAGAAAAAAGCGGAAAUUAUGAGUACCACUGUGGAGGGUGCUAGGCUGCAA